Messenger RNA from Closterium sp. NIES-67, 3129 nucleotides. Lineage: Eukaryota; Viridiplantae; Streptophyta; Zygnematophyceae; Desmidiales; Closteriaceae. The record is from the annotation of a GenBank genome assembly.
UUUAUUCGCCAAGCUGGCCAGUAUACUCAGUAUUUGAACCAUUCGCUCAACCAUUUCAUCCUGGGACAACAAUGGCAGGAGCAGACUGCGUUCGAUCCCAUUCCACACCGUCCUCGCCAAGUAUUCGGCAUCAGCAAGAGCUGCUGGCCUCCCAGUCCACGGCAAGCAUUCUAGAAUCGGCUGCUGCCUCUCCUGCCGGACGUCCAACCCUCGACUCGAAUUCGCGACGCUCGCUCGAAGUGAUGAGACCGUCAAUGUCAGCUCAUUAUGUCGCAAGAGACCGCAGCAGCAGCCCGGGCUAUACCAGCGGCGUACGGCAAAGUCGCAUGAGCUCGAGCGUCGGGAACGGUAGCAGAAGCAUGAGGGAUAGCACUAGCAGCGUCAGCAGCAUGGGUUUUAGCCAACGGGCGGAGAGUCACGAUAGUGCCUCCCUAAGUGCGAGCAUUCGAAGCAACGCGAGCUUUUGGGAGUCUUUGUCCCAUGAACCCGCAGCGUCUACUUGCACGAGUAGAGUCAGUCCACGUCAUCGCACCGAGUCCCGGCUACAGAUGUGGAAUCGCGCUACAUCCGCGUCCGCCGCUGUGCAGCACACUGCCGCGCUCUCCCGCCUCUCCCGAACCUCUACCGGCAGCAACUCCGGAAGACUCACCGGAUCUGGGCCGCUUACCGGGACUGCGUUUAGCGAGACCAGAUCUCUUACCGGGACAAAUCCCCGUCGGCCCGGAUUACGAGUGAGAGGGGGGGACGGACAGCCACAGCUGGUUCGAUCCUUCAGCCUACCCGCGCCUCGUCUACAGGCAUCACUCUACCCGGGGGAAGCUUCCCCGCUGCGGACUCUAAGCGACCCGUGCCGCGUGUCCUCCGCGCUCUUGGAAGCCGCGGAUCGGCGGACGAAGAGUCGCGCUAGAAUCCCGCGGUCGCGCAGCGCGCACGUGCUCGGAUCGCCCGGGGUGGAGGAGCUAUGGCGGCAGGCCAUGUGUCGGGUGAUAUAUGUCCGGCCGGGCACUUGCACGGGUUGGCGGUUCGAAGCACCGGGGCACAGAUUGGCGGCCGAAAGCCCACGUGGAGUCGACUCGCAAGAUUCGCAACAGCCGUCAGCUGACGUGGCGCGUCGACAAGCUGACGGUGCGGCGGCGCAGGAGGAUGCGGGGAAUGCGGGGAGGGUGGCGGGUUUAAGGGGAGGAGCACGGCUCACGGCGCAAGGGGAUGCGGAGGCUGGGAUUGGUUUGGGGGCAGCAGCGCGGUCGAUGGCGCGGAUGUCGGGGAGUCUCGGGCAGCGGUUGGGCAGCGGUCGGGGAGUCUCGUCAAAUCCUGGGCCCACUUGUACCUGCCAGUCGGUCGGUGGGAAUUCUCCGGGUAAUUCACUCGAGAUUUUAGGACCGGCGCAGCAGCGGGAAAGGCAGCAGCAGCCUCAAAGCACAGGGCUUCAUCAGCAAGGAGGAGGGAGUUCGGGAAGUUAUUCUGUCUUCGCUUGGGCUGCGCAGAGGAGAAUCAUGGCGCGACGGGUCGCGGCAGCGCAUUCGUAAAGCCAGCCUCUUCACUAACUCCAUAUAUGGGCACCACGCGGAUAUGGGCUGGGCACCAGUUGUAUUUCGCAUAAAAUCAGCUGCACGCAAGAAUGGUGACGAAAUGCGUGAGAGUGGUUGCACGCAAGUUCAUGUUUCUCGUUCAGCAAAAUUUUAUCAAACAUGAAUGAGGUUUUAGAAGGAUGGGAUCUAGUCAUGAAUAUUAUGGUUUUCCAAUGUAUUCCACCAAGUGUAUAUGUGACCGGUUCCGCUUGAGCUGGACCUGUCUCUCUAGCGGCUUGCCAGCGAAUGUAGCUGAUGUUGGGCUCAGCGACGUAAACGACACGGCGAAGAUCGUCGGCGGUCGGGUUUUCCCGCGCCUUCUGGAAGUUUUCCCGCCAGGAAUAGUUUCGCGACGCUUCGUUUCUUCGAUUGUUGGUAACCAGCACCUGCGUCGAGGCAUCCCAGCCACAUGAUUCCCUCCUGCCUCUUCCCCACACCACAAGUUUCAAUCUACCGCUUCAGCCCAGCCAGCCAACGCCAUGUACAUGCCUGCAGCUGAACUGAACUUCCGAGUCAUGUGCAUCGAGGGAUGAGUCUGGACUCCAGCGAUCAGCAGCAGCCGCACCAAAAACUGCCAUGCCUACUAGCUCACACAUCCCAAAGCUCAGUUCCUGUCUCCUUUCGCUGUGGCAGACCUAGAGGUUGUUAGUCACAGGAUUCCUUCUUAGCAGAAUAGCGACGGUAUUUCGUGCAAGAAAUCUUCCUGUUUGGCAGGGGCUGAAUUUGUUUUUCAUGUUUCUUUCAGACUUUUCGAUUGAGAAUAGUAUACUCUUAGAUAGACUCUUACAAGGUUGCUACUUGUUCGAGGGACGAAUUCCGGUAUUCAAACCCUUAGGUUUCAUGAUCGUGUUUAUUCGCUGGUCGGCGCAGUCAUUCAGGCUCGGCAGGCAAGAACCUGAAAGGUAGCCUGCCUAACGUCUAAGCACUGCUCUACCAGCUAGGCGUUACCAGCGAGGCGUUACCAGCUAGGUGUUACCAAGACGACGACCCUAUCUUGACGGCAGAUUGGAGCCGCGUAACAAGCUAUAAGAGCCGAUUCUGCAGAUCCCGAGGGUUUGAUCGUGCUGACUAGGCAUUGCUGAAGUUACCAGCUAAACGUCCAGCUAAACGUCCAACUAAGCGUUACCGGCUAAGCGUUACGAGCUAGGUGUUAGCAAUACGAUCCUAUCCGGAUGGCAGACGCCGAGCGGCGUAACAAGUUACAAGAACUGAUCCGUCAAAAGAACAAAGGCCGGCCAGGAUCGUCGCGAUAUGGCGACGACGACGAAGACGACGCCGGUGGUUACCACAAGCAUCAGUUUGGUUACAACGACGACGACGACUUUAUAGACGAUGACGAUGGCGACGGUUACGGAGACGGGUAUAAGGACAGACGGGGAGGGGGAGGGGGAGGGGGAGGCGGAGGAGGAGGAAGAGGAGGAGGUAGCGGUGGGGGGAGAGAUUAUAGCGGGAGUGACAGAAGAGGGCGGGACGAUUAUGACGGUUAUGGGAACGGUCGGGCGGAGAGAGGGGGGCGAGGUGACGGGAAUUCUCACGGCCGUGGGGAUUCGACAAAGAACGG